Molecule: messenger RNA, 2505 nt
Organism: Drosophila innubila
Lineage: Eukaryota; Metazoa; Arthropoda; Insecta; Diptera; Drosophilidae
Gene: Cpr50Ca
Exons: 4
Coding region: 1-2505 (834 amino acids)
Cellular component (GO): extracellular matrix
Source: RefSeq, a predicted model, not a curated record
AUGCGUGUGGUUUUCAGCAGCGCGGUCAGCAGGUCGACAAUAGACUUGGGAUGGGAAUUGGGAUGGCCUCCGAACGAUGAGAGCACUGAAGCUGGAACUGCAUCCAGCAUCCAGCACGAGUAUAUUGGCAAACUUUUCAUGUUCGACUUUCAAAUACUGAUCCUGUUUUCAUUGAAUCUUUUGGUAUUAACUAAUGCCGCGGAUAACUGGCAACGUUUGCCAUCGUUGGACACAUUUGUAAGCUAUGAGGACAUGCAGCGCUACUUUGAUCAGCGAAACUUUAAGAGCAUGCGUCAAAUUGACAAUCCCACCGAUGACAGCUACUUGGCCGCUUUUAAUCAGUAUAAUGAGCAGCCAGCACAAUCUGCCCAGACUGAUCAUCCGCGGUCCAAGCGAGAGCAGCGAGCUCGGGAACUGCCGAGUGCUCCACGAAUGCUGCGCUUUGAGCUCAGUGAUGCCGUGGAGCCCAGUGCAGAGUUGAAGCAGUUCCUGCGCCAGCAUCAUGAUCGAUCGCUGAGCAGCUCAGCUGAGCCGAGUGCCACAGAAAACAAAAAGAAGUCCGACAAGCCGCGUCGCUCUAGAAGGUCGACAGUUAAUCGCCAGCCAGCCAACUUUAAGGUACAAAUGAUUCCCUUCGAGACAACGGAUGCACGAGAACCGGAUGCAAUCACAGCCAAGCUGAUAAAUCGAGCAAGAGCUUUGGAUAUGCAAAGGCAUUCAGCUUUGGUUCAGGAAGGAAUCCAAGCUUCAACCGCUCCCCAAGCUGCUAAACAACCCCUAAAGUCCCGGGGACGCAAGUCCAAGCGAUCCAAGCGAUCAACUUCACUGCAUGUCAUGAAGUUUGAGCUGGCAGAUGCAAAGACAUCCUUACCAGCUGGCCUACAACGCUCCGGCAAGAAGAUGUCCAUGCCCAGUCUGCUGACCAUGGAGACACAAGCGAAAGUGAAUCAAAACCAAACCAAACAAGAAACCACCAUGGAUGACAACCUGGUAUCGUCUGGGGAAAGUGCAGCAGAGACUAAGCGCCUGUAUGUCUAUAAGGAUGCACCCUCCUCAACUCACGUCAAGUCGAAGAAAUCGAUAAUUGGUCUUCCACAUGAGGUGCAUAAGGUCAUUACCCAUCUGAUCAAGGACGGUCAUGGAGGCAAGGCUUAUGUCAAGUAUUUGCCACCUCAGAGUAGCAACUAUGAGCACUUCAAGGCCAAGGCAAUCUCCUACAGCCACAAGCCAGCUAUCAAAUACGUGCCAGUCAAGUCCGUCGAACCAGUUCAAGUUCACAUACAACCCGUGCCCGUUGUGGAACAGCUGCGUUAUGUCUAUAAGCCAACCUUUGCAAAGGUAUAUCCCGUUGCACCCACCAUCAGCCAGCCAAUUGUGGUGCAGGAGGCACCAGCACCCGAGGAGGUGCAUCACACCUACAGUGCCGCAUUGGCCGCUCCUCAAGCUGCAGGCGCAGCUGCAGAAGUGCCCCAUCAUCAUGCUCAUCUGGCCACAAGUAUUGUCAGUCCACAGUUCCGGCCAUCUAAGCCGGAUCCCUUGCAAACGGAGCUCGUGCACGCGAGUCCCAUCUAUGGAAGACCUAUAGAGCAAUACAACUAUGAGAUUCAAUCGGAACCAACUCACUCAGUUGCUCCACAAAUGAUCAAAAUCGAGUACCAUGCUCCGUUGGAUAGCAUCAAUGAUCACUACAAACAGCUGCCCGAAUUUCAGGAGCUAUCCACGUUGAUUGGCAAGUCGCCAGAUGAUCAAAUCCAUGGUCUCACCUACCUCCUGGCCAAGGAGAUGCAGGCCAAGCUGCAGCGACAGCCAAAACAGCUGCUGGUUGCCCAGGUGCACGAUCGUCCCCAGGACAACACGGCGCCCAUUCAGUUUCAUCCCACACAGCAGGCACCCGAGUUGGCCAAAUUGAAUAGUCCAGAAAUGCAGGAGCAUGGCCCGUUGGGCGUUCAGCCAGGACGACUGAUUGGCAUGGCCAAAACCAAGCAGUAUGUGCCCAUUGUGGAGCCGGGCAACAACGAUGUCGCCGAGUUGCCGGUGGUUGCCAGCAGUGCUUCAACAAAGCUGGCCACACCCAAUUCCUUCAUAGAUUACACAGCCGGCCAUGGACUAUCCAAUGGCUAUGAGGGAGUCCGCGAUGAGCAUCCAUUGACCACUGUGCAGCACAUCGUGCAUCAUCCCACUGCGGAGCAUCAACACGAGGUGGUAGCUGCACCUUUGCCAGCUCAAUUGGAGGCAGAUAAGAUUACAACUGGAUUGCACUAUGUGCACAAUCACGGAGAAAAAGCGCUGCAGUAUGCCUCAAAGUAUGCCUUUGGUUAUCGCAUACGUGAUUUCCAUACCGGCAACGAUUUUGGCCACAAACAGAAUAGGGACUCGCACGGCGUGACACGCGGUCAAUAUCACAUUUUAUUGCCAGAUGGACGUAUCCAGAACGUGAUUUAUCAUGCAGACGAUACGGGCUUCCAUGCGGACGUUAGUUUCGAGACCGGAAAACCGAGGCACUAA